Messenger RNA from Sardina pilchardus (European sardine), 1888 nucleotides. RefSeq names its product cytochrome P450 2J2-like. Lineage: Eukaryota; Metazoa; Chordata; Actinopteri; Clupeiformes; Clupeidae. Gene Ontology annotation, molecular function: oxidoreductase activity, acting on paired donors, with incorporation or reduction of molecular oxygen, reduced flavin or flavoprotein as one donor, and incorporation of one atom of oxygen; iron ion binding; heme binding. Gene Ontology annotation, cellular component: cytoplasm; intracellular membrane-bounded organelle. The record is from RefSeq and is a predicted model, not a curated record. The coding region runs from base 102 to 1595 and encodes 497 amino acids. Gene Ontology annotation, biological process: xenobiotic metabolic process. The transcript has 9 exons.
UACAACAUGGACCGCCUUUGCACGAAGAUCCAGUUGCUCUGCAUAAGUAAACAGUCAGCAAAGGAUUAGGUCUUUUGCAGGACAAUAGCCUUUUCUCAAACAUGCAGCCGAGUAUGAUAUUGAAUGUGCUUGACCUAAAGAGCUUCAUGCUUUUUCUCGUCAUAUUUCUUCUAAUUGUCGACUACCUGAAGAAUCGAAAACCUCCAAACUAUCCCCCGGGGCCAUUGGCACUGCCCUUCGUGGGAAACCUCCUCAGUAUUGACUCCAAACAACCACAUAUUUACCUAACCAAGUUGGCGGAUGUUUAUGGCAAAAUUUUUGCUUUGCGUCUGGGCCGAGAACAAACCGUGUUUGUCACUGGCUAUAAAAUGGUGAAAGAGGCUCUUGUGGUUCAAGCUGAGAACUUUGUGGAUCGUCCCUUUAGCCCAUUGGCUAAUAGAGUCUACCAAGGAGAUGGAGGUCUGUUCCAAAGUAGUGGACAUAAAUGGAGAAGGCAUCGUCGUUUCACGCUGACCACACUCAAAAACUUCGGCCUGGGGAAGAAGACGAUGGAGAAUGCCAUCUCUGAGGAGUGCCGCUACCUUCAGGAGGAGAUGGAGAGCCAAAAAGGUGAUCCAUUUGAUCCAAAAGUUCUUCUCAACAAUGCAGUUUCUAAUAUAAUUUGUCAGAUGGUAUUUGCACAGCGGUACGACUACACUGACGAUACUUUCAAGAGGAUUCUUUAUUUCAUGAACAGAGCAAUAUCCCUAGAAGGAUCAAUAUGGGGCCAGCUAUACGAGGCCUUUCCUGCCAUAAUGAAGUACCUGCCUGGGCAACACAAUGAUAUUUUUAGCAACUAUGGACACGUUCAUGCAUUCAUAAGGAAAGAAGUGGAGAGACACCAGGACAACUUUGACCCAGAGAACCCCAGAGACUACAUUGAUGCCUACAUCACUGAGAUGAAGAGUGGAUCACGUGACCCCACUGAUGGCUUUGAUGAGACCGCUGUGGUUCUAAACUCAAUGGACCUGUUUCUCGCUGGGACUGAAACCACCGCCACCACCCUGCUGUGGGCCCUGAAUCUCCUGAUCAAAUACCCAGAUGUACAGGAGAAGGUGCAAGCAGAGAUUGACCAUGUAGUUGGGCAGUCACGCCAACCCAGUAUGGCUGACCGAGCCAGUAUGCCGUACACCGAGGCUGUGAUCCACGAGAUUCAGAGAAUAGGAAAUAUUGUCCCACUGAAUGGUCUACGGAUGGCAGAGAAGGACACAACUCUGGGAGGAUACUUUAUACCCAAGGGAACAGCUCUGAUGCCCAUGUUGACAUCAGUGCUGUAUGAUAAGUCUGAAUGGGAAACACCAGAGGAAUUCAACCCAGGUCACUUCCUGGACUCUGAGGGCAAGUUCAGGAGACGAGACGCCUUCUUGCCCUUCUCUGCAGGAAAGCGGGUGUGUCUUGGGGAACAGCUGGCCAAGAUGGAGUUGUUUUUGUUUUUUGUGAGCCUGUUUCAGAAAUGUACGUUUUCCACCGAAGAUGGAGUUGAGCUAAGCCUGGAAGGAGAUGUGGGAUUCACACGCAGCCCAUUGCCUUUCAAAAUUUUUGCACAGUCACGCUGACAGAGCAUUGACCUUUUCAAUGCAUUUAAUUUAUGCAACAUUUAGAAAAUUAUACAACACAUCGCAGAUGCUAUAUCAUUAUAUCAUCAUUAUAUUCUUUUUUAGAAAAAGGUCAAACAUCUUCACAAGAAUAAGGGAAAUGCAAAUAUGGUUUACAGUAAUGGUUUGUACUCACUUGUUUUAAUAACAAAAAAUAAUUGUAAUAGUUUCAUCUACAUCUGUAGAAAUGUCCAUAUUAUGUAUAAUUACACUGAUGAAAAAUCCCAUUAAACUUGUUAUCAUUUUCCUGACAA